Molecule: messenger RNA, 1468 nt
Organism: Gilbertella persicaria
Lineage: Eukaryota; Fungi; Mucoromycota; Mucoromycetes; Mucorales; Choanephoraceae
Exons: 8
Coding region: 91-1359 (422 amino acids)
Biological process (GO): vacuolar acidification
Cellular component (GO): RAVE complex
Molecular function (GO): protein binding
Source: RefSeq, a predicted model, not a curated record
CAAAUUUCCCCAAAAACCUUUAAAAAAUCGACUCGUUAUCAUCGCACUAAACGCACUCGUUUCUUUUCCCUUUUCUCUAAGCAAUACCUCAUGUUCUUAGAACAAAUCUGUCCUGGGCAAGUUAACUCUCAACCACAAGCUAUACACUCUUUUGUCUUUGAUAGUGAGAGAUUUAUUGUUUAUGCUACUGGUUCGAAAAUAGUCAUAUAUGCAGAUCCAGACAAUCUUGUUCAGAUCUUUGUAGCUAGCACCAUAUUCAGUCAACAAGAAAAGCUUGAACCUGUUACUUCUGUAGCGGGAAAUAGUGCUACUGGACAAAUUGCUCUAUCUUAUCAUAACCAAAUAGCCAUUCUUAAGCCUGACACAGGCCAGCAAGAACGCAAAUGGGAGCUUGAAACAACUCUAGAUACCACACAUAUGGUUUCAUGUCUUGACUGGAGCAUCCAUAACAUUUUACUUAGUGCAGGAGAAGAUAUUGCUUUAUGGAAAUUAGAUAAUGAACAACAGACGUGGAAAAUGCUAUACCAGACAAAACCAGCAACGCAAGUUAUGCUUGCUAAAUUUGAGCCCAAAUCUGAUAUGUUCGCUACUGUUGGAAAGUUUGAUAGGUUGGUUACCAUUUGGUAUCCGAUAGCUAAGAAUACGAAAGAGUAUAACUGUACCUUUAUUUCUCAUCCAAGAUACGUCACUCAUUUCGCAUGGCGAAGAUUGCCCAACACAAGGGAAAACGACUGCACAUUGUUUACCAUGGCACGUGAUGGUAUUGGCCGAUUCUGGAGUCCUACAGACUUGAGUCAACCUCAUAUUUUGUAUAUGUGUGCUGUGGUUGACUCAAAUCAGUCACUGGUGACAAGUGAACAAGAUCAAAUGAACGAUCCUGCUUGCAGUAAUGAUGAGGAUUUCUCGCCUAUACACUAUAUUGGGUGUGAUGAAUUAGCCAAUGCUGUGAAUGCUCAAUUUCGAUCUCAUUCAAAGCAUGAGCGAUUUGAUCAGCGUGUAGAGCGUAUGCGUGAUCGUAUUCGUGAUACUCCUGAUUUGCUACUUAGGAUACAGACAGACGGCUCAUUGACAUUUUGGGGUGUUCAACAUUUGAAUUCGAUUCCUCGCCGUAUCCCAAGAGUCUAUGUCGUUUUGCGUGUAGAUAAGGCCAUUGAUCCUUUAGAUGCCAUUUAUUUCUUAAAUCCAACCCAUAUUUUGCAUGACUAUUCUCAUAUCCAGUCUUCAUCCACAGUCAAACCUAUAGAAUUGUCUCUAUUAGCCCGUAAUCUUCAUGGACAGAUUAGAUGUUACAGCUUGAAUUUAGUUGAUUUCUUGGACUCCACUUCAUUUUCACCAAGAUUGCAUUUAAAAUAUACAUGAUUCUCUACGAUUGGCACAGAUGGGCAGAUCAAUGUUUGGAAAUAUGAAUUGAGAGAGUCUUAUGGUAAAAUGACAACGCAACUUCAAUUAGAUUGCUCUUUAUCUAUUG